Messenger RNA from Teleopsis dalmanni, 879 nucleotides. RefSeq lists its product as uncharacterized. Bases 51 to 710 code for a protein of 219 amino acids. NCBI's taxonomy places the organism in Eukaryota, Metazoa, Arthropoda, Insecta, Diptera, Diopsidae. The transcript is spliced from 4 exons. The record is from RefSeq and is a predicted model, not a curated record.
UACAAAAAUUUUCCUCGCAUAUUUUGUAAUUUCUUUAAUUCAAAAACGAAAUGGCAUCGCCGAAGAAAGAAUCUCAGUCAUUUGGGGUUCAUGAGCGUCCCAUGUUACUAAAAGAACAUGUCGCAAAAUUAAAACAGAUUUUGUUUAACAAAGCCAAAGCUUCUCGUGCUGCCAAUGAUAAAUAUUCGGUACGCAAGCCCACAAAGGUGGAUUUAAUACAGUUCGUUCAGUGGGCAAAUGACUUCCAGAAAUGGAAAGACAGAAUUGAAUAUAUGUGCUCAAUGAACUUAAUGAAAUUAAUAAAGUCCGAAAAUGUGGAACAAAAAUUAAAAGCUCAAUUCGAGAAACUCUUAAAAUUAUGUGAUAUGUUUAAUGAUAUGAUGAAGGAUUUCUUUAUGGGUAUGUCCUGGUUUAAUGCUGUAGCGACUUUAGCUGCCGCUUCUGGUGGAGUGCGUCUUAGUUUAGACGACAUAACGGAAAUGAAUAACAAUCUUACUAGCGCUUGGAUUCACAUCAGUACGGGGUUAGUCACCCUACUACGUCUUAGGUCAGUUGUUAGAGAUGAAAAUGCUGAUGUUGAUGAAAAUGCAACUCAAUCCAAAUCGAAAACAGAGCAAUCGGCUAGAGGUAAUAAAAAGAACACCAGGCUUCAGCAGGUAAUACGUGGUGUUAGACAAACACACACAGGCAGAAAUAGUUUCAGAUAUUAAAGAAAAUAGUUUUAUCGGAGAGAUUCAAGUAUUCGUUACAACCGUCUUCGAUGUAAGAGGCAUGAACAUUAUUAUCCCUGAAGGAUAUUUGUUUUUUGUUCAUAUAUUUUUUUAUUCCUUUUUAAUAAAAGUUACUAUAACUUAUGAUAAGACCACUUAAGAUUAACAA